Drosophila nasuta is the source of this 990-nucleotide messenger RNA. RefSeq names its product methionine aminopeptidase 1D, mitochondrial. The transcript is spliced from 3 exons. NCBI's taxonomy places the organism in Eukaryota, Metazoa, Arthropoda, Insecta, Diptera, Drosophilidae. Gene Ontology annotation, molecular function: metalloaminopeptidase activity. Gene Ontology annotation, biological process: proteolysis. The coding region runs from base 31 to 990 and encodes 319 amino acids. The record is from RefSeq and is a predicted model, not a curated record.
UGUUUAUUGUUAUGGUUUAUUGAAAGCAAAAUGCAGUUUAGAUCAGUGCAAAAUUUAUUAAAAAAUGUUAACAACUGUGCAUAUUACUUACAUCGGAAUUUUUUCCAAAUUACCAAACGUGAUAAGGGCAAAUGGGAUUUAAUUAACGAUACUGGAAAAGUUUCUGUUGAACGGAGCAUACCUGAGCAUAUUGAAAAACCUCCAUACUACUUCAAACAUAUGGAAGCCGGCAACACAUUAGGAACACCAGAAAUAAAAAAUGCGGAGCAAAUCAAGCAAAUGCGCUCGAGUGGCAAACUAGCAGCACAAAUUCUUAGGGAAUGCGGUAGAAUGGCCACAAUUGGAACAACUACCGAUGAGAUAGACGAGUUUGCCCACAAGCGCAUUCUUGCCCAUAAUGCGUAUCCAUCUCCGUUGCGAUAUGCAGGAUUUCCUAAGUCAGUGUGUACAUCUAUAAAUAAUGUAGCAUGUCAUGGUAUUCCAAAUGAUCGACAGUUGGUCGAUGGCGAUAUUAUCAACAUUGAUGUAACAGUUUAUCUGAAUGGCUGCCAUGGCGAUUGCUCAGAAACGUUUCUUGUGGGAGACGUUGAUGAACGAGGUAGAUUCCUUGUGAGUGCCACACGAGAAUGCCUAAUGAAGUGCAUUGCACUCUGUGGACCCGGAGUGGCCUUUAAUGAGAUUGGUAAAUGCAUCGACCUAUUUUGCAGUGAGCAUAAGCUGGAAUCAGUUGCAGCAUUUAUUGGCCAUGGCAUUGGCAACUAUUUUCAUGGCCCGCCCGAGAUCUACCAUUAUGCUAAUGAUGUUCCUGGAGAAAUGCAAUCAGGCAUGACUUUUACAAUCGAACCCAUCCUGUCUUUGGGCCGUGGAGAAAUAGGACUUUUAGAAGACGGUUGGACGGCAGUUAGCUUGGACGAUUCUCGCAGUGCCCAAUUUGAGCACACUAUUUUAAUAACAGAAAAUGGUGUCGAUAUACUCACAAGUGCAGACUAG